ACAAACCUCACCGCGCCACUGCCACAGUGAAUGAGGUCGAUGAAGCUGCGCAAUUCUCAAUCCAGGAUACGAUUGAUCCUGAAGAUGCCAUUAGAGUACGACGUAAGAUAGACCUGCAUGUUCUUCCUCUUAUGUGCAUCGUCUAUUGGAUUACCUUCAUGGAUAAAACCACCCUUGGCAGCUCUGCAGUUCUGGGUCUUAAGACGGACACGCAUCUAAAUGCAACUCAGUACAAUUGGCUCAGUACGAUCUUCUAUCUCAGCUACCUCGUCUUCGAAUAUCCGCAGAAUUUGGCACUUCAACGCUUCCCCGUCGGCAAGUGGUUGAGUGCAAACAUUUUCGUUUGGGGCGUUACUUUAUGUCUUCAUGCAGCUUGCAAGAAUUUCGAUGGCCUUUUCGUCGUGCGCCUUAUUCUUGGCGCGUGUGAGGCAUGUGUCGCCACUGGGUUCAUGAUUGUCAGUGCCAUGUUCUAUACACGCAGAGAGAUAACGCUCCGUAUCGGCUAUUGGUUCCUGAUGAACGGCGUUGCGGAGAUUACAACUGGUUUUCUCGCUUUCGGAGCGUUGCAUAUCACAACAGCGAAUUUUGAGCCUUGGAAAUGGCUAAUGAUUAUUUGCGGGAUAAUAACUAUUGUCGCCGCGGUUUGCUAUUGGUUCCUUUUCCCGGACUCACCGACAACGGCAUGGUUCCUCACUCCCGAAGAACGCGUGAUCGCCGUAAAUCGCAUCAAAGCAAACCAAACAGGUGUCGAGAAUAAACACUUCAAGAAAGAGCAGAUGAUUGAGUGCCUCACAGACCCAAAGACGUGGAUAUUCGCACUCUACGCUGGAAUUCGUAAUGUUCCCAACUCCCUCACGAACCAGAACAGCCUUAUCAUCAAGUCUUUCGGUUUCACUGAGUUGCAGACCACACUGCUUAGUUGUGCUACCGGAGGAAUUAAGAUUACCUCAGCUCUGUCAGGAGUGGCGCUCGCCACGUACUUCAACAGCAUUGCAUACGUUGGAGCUUCGUACUACAUACCAACGGUGAUUGGGUCCAUCCUAGUUAGCACGCUGCCAUGGUCAGACAAGGUUGGCUUGCUGAUAAGCGAGUACAUCGUUGGAUUUGGUGGAGUGGGAGCCCCGCUUGGAUAUUCGUGGGUUACGCAAACGACAGCGGGACACACUAAACGUGUUACUAUGAACGCAGUGCUGUUCAUCGCGGAUUCCGUCGGAAAUGCUAUCGGUCCACAGAUGUGGGCUGAUCAAUUUGCACCUCGCUAUCACGUCCCAUGGGCCAUCAUUUCCAUAUGCUACACGGCGGCUGGUCUACUUCUCCUACUUCAGCGCUACAUGCUCAACAAAGAGAAUAAAAGGCGUGACAACGAACCUCCAGACGACACGUACGAUGAUGUCUGGGUCAAGAUCACGGACGGGCAUGGUGAAAUUAUUGAGAAGAAAGUCGACAGGUCCUUCCUCGACCUUACGGACCGCCAGAACCGCGAGUUCCGUUACGUUCUCUGACUUCGUCAUCUCACAAAUGCAGAAGGCAUAUUGAAUAGUAAUAGUGCCCGACGUGGUAAAGGAAGUUUUUCGUCUGGUCAUGUAUCUGAAAGCAAGAAAUAGCAAAAUUUCGUCAUCC
Fomitiporia mediterranea MF3/22 is the source of this 1620-nucleotide messenger RNA. RefSeq names its product MFS general substrate transporter. Gene Ontology annotation, molecular function: transmembrane transporter activity. Lineage: Eukaryota; Fungi; Basidiomycota; Agaricomycetes; Hymenochaetales; Hymenochaetaceae. The record is from RefSeq and is a predicted model, not a curated record. Gene Ontology annotation, cellular component: membrane. Gene Ontology annotation, biological process: transmembrane transport. The transcript has 10 exons. The coding region runs from base 132 to 1502 and encodes 456 amino acids.